AUGUCUGACUCUCAGUAUACUCUCUACUCUUACUUCCGAUCCUCCUGCUCAGCGCGUAUUCGCAUCGCUCUCAAUGCAAAAGGAAUUCCCUACGAACUAGCAUUUGUCAAUCUUCUCAAAAAUGAGCAUCUCUCCGACACUCACAAAACUCUCAACCCAUCAGCAUCAGUCCCCGUUCUCAUCUCAAACGCCUCCAAAGACAAACCCUUCCGCAUCGGCCAAUCCGUCGCGGCCCUAGAAUACCUCGAAGAAAAACACCCCUCCCAUCCUCUCCUCCCUUCCAACCCUGAAGAACGCGCAACAGUGCGUACCCUCAUCAACAUCAUCUGUGCGGACAUUCAGCCCGUUACAAACCUGCGCAUCAUGCGUCGUAUUAGAGAACUCGGUGGAAAUGCAGAAGAGUGGAAUAAGCAGCUCAUGACUGAUGGACUCGAGGCCUAUGAGGAAGUAGUCAAGGAUUCUGCGGGGAAGUGUAGCGUUGGUGAUGAGUUGACGCUGGCGGAUGCUUGUCUUUUACCUGCAAUGUGGAAUGCUGAGAGGUUUGGUGUUGAUUUGACGCUGUUUCCGACGAUUGGCAAGAUUGUGGAUGGGUUGAAGGAUCAUCCUGCUGUUGUGAAGGCGCAUUGGCAGAACCAGCCUGACACGCCUGACAAUCUCAAGGCUUGA
Molecule: messenger RNA, 666 nt
Organism: Fusarium musae
Lineage: Eukaryota; Fungi; Ascomycota; Sordariomycetes; Hypocreales; Nectriaceae
Exons: 1
Coding region: 1-666 (221 amino acids)
Biological process (GO): L-phenylalanine catabolic process; glutathione metabolic process
Cellular component (GO): mitochondrion; cytoplasm
Molecular function (GO): glutathione transferase activity; maleylacetoacetate isomerase activity
Source: RefSeq, a predicted model, not a curated record